GGCUCGGUCCGGCUCGGCUCGGCUCCGGUGGGCUCGCUGCACCUGGCCCGACUCGGGCGGGCUCGGCUCGGUCCGGGCUCCCGCGGCGGGGCUGAGGCGGGCGGGCGCCGCCAUGGUGUGAGGGGCGGGGGCGAAGGGGCCGAACCGGAGCCAUGAACCUGCUCCCGGCCAACCCGCACGGCAACGGGCUGCUCUACGCCGGCUUCAACCAGGACCACGGAUGCUUUGCAUGUGGAAUGGAAAAUGGAUUCCGAGUUUAUAAUGCAGAUCCACUCAAAGAAAAAGAGAAACAAGAGUUUCUAGAAGGUGGUGUCGGCCAUGUCGAAAUGUUGUUUCGUUGCAACUAUUUAGCACUUGUAGGUGGAGGAAAAAAACCGAAGUACCCACCCAACAAAGUCAUGAUCUGGGAUGACCUGAAGAAGAAGACUGUCAUUGAGAUAGAGUUUUCCACAGAAGUCAAAGCAGUGAAGCUUCGAAGAGACAGAAUUGUGGUUGUCUUGGACUCCAUGAUUAAAGUUUUCACAUUCACACACAAUCCCCACCAGCUGCACGUCUUUGAAACCUGCUACAACCCUAAAGGUCUCUGUGUCCUUUGUCCAAAUAGUAAUAAUUCUCUUCUUGCAUUUCCUGGAACACACACUGGGCACGUGCAGAUCGUGGACCUGGCUAACACAGAGAAGCCUCCUGUGGACAUCCCAGCUCACGAAGGAGUCUUGAGCUGUAUCGCUUUAAACCUGCAGGGAACAAGAAUUGCAACAGCAUCAGAAAAAGGGACCCUCAUAAGAAUAUUUGAUACUUCAUCAGGGCAUUUAAUCCAGGAGCUGCGUCGAGGAUCGCAAGCAGCCAAUAUAUACUGUAUUAACUUCAACCAGGAUGCUUCCCUCAUCUGCGUCUCCAGUGACCACGGCACAGUCCACAUUUUUGCUGCAGAAGACCCAAAAAGAAAUAAGCAGUCAAGUUUGGCCUCUGCCACCUUUCUCCCCAAAUACUUCAGUUCCAAAUGGAGUUUUUCCAAAUUCCAGGUUCCCUCAGGCUCUCCGUGCAUUUGUGCCUUUGGAACAGAGCCAAAUGCUGUCAUAGCAAUAUGUGCAGAUGGCAGCUACUACAAGUUCUUAUUCAACCAAAAAGGGGAAUGCUCAAGGGAUGUGUACGCUCAGUUCCUAGAAAUGACGGACGACAAGCUUUGACUGAGGGGAGGGGAGUGCACGGCUCAAAGCACCGCCUCAACCACCCCACGCCUUUGAGGGACAGGGUCUGAGUGUCCAGUACUGAUCCAGAAGUUCAGGAGAGCUCAUGGAGAAGCCUGGCUCAACAUGAUCACAAGCAGCUCUGAAGUAGUGGACUACAUAUGUUUGUUCUCAUUUCUGCAAGUAUUCUUCAUUAAAAUCUCUUUGGGUUACUGUCACCAACUCAAGUUUUUAAGAUGUGGCUUUCAACAAGCUUGUGCCUAUUGGGUUUCUCUUUAGUCUAAACUGUGACAUGACUGUAGCUCCAACAAGAGUGCCUGCCACAGGUAGAGCUCUGCAGGGGCUGUCCACACCUUUGGCUGGCCUUAGGAAAAGGGAUGUGAAAGCAGAAGAUUUUAGGCAUUGCUUUACUCCCACUGCAUGGCUGAGAGCAGGGGAACACUUCAGAUCAUGCUUUCUCCAGCAGGAGUCCUGCCUCCCCCUCCCCCUGGCACGGCUCAGGGAACAGAGAAGGUGACAAGUACGGAGCAAGGGACAGCUGUAGAUCAAGUCCUGCUUGUCCUCUGAACUGGUGCCCAGGGCUGGGUGGUGGUGGUGGUGUGGCCCUGCCAGUGCUGCUUCAGGUGAGGGAUCAGCAUCACUUGUCCAAGGUGCCAAACUCUGUGAAGCAGCUGGAGGCACCUUUGGGCAAGUGCUGACCCAACUGCUCUCUCCUGUGCGAGCACAACAAGCACCCAGGGCUCCUGUUGUUGUAGAGCUGAUUCCUUCCAUAAUCCAACAGCCGGUACUGGUGUGACAGCUGUGAAACUGCUGCCAAACUACUGCCAAACUGCUGCAGCUGGGAGGCUGGAGAGGCCAUGUCCAUGUCCAGCACAAGAACUGAACAAGGUGGCAGGAAGUUCCAUGUCUGCAAUGGCUUUAAACUUGCAAACUUGUCUUUUUUUUUUUUCCUUUGAGCUGUCGCAUACUAUUGCUGCUGGCCCAGGGACAGGUAGGUUAGACUGAACCCACUGACUUGUACACUCUUCCCCAAAAAUUGUUAUCCUAUUACUGCUGACCUAAGGCACAAGCUCCUAACCCAGAACCUGAGAUAGCCCCAAGUUUGGCAUCUGUGGCACUAAACACUGGGGCAGGGAGGUCUUGCUCUACUGAAAGCUAAUUUCACAGAUGCUUCAGCCCUGACACUCUGUGACUUCAGCUGCAAACUCUCUAACGUUGACAAGUCCCUUUUAGUGUCAUGUAACCUACUAAGGACUAACUUAUCAUGUUGAUGUCAAGGUUGCAUGUUGCUUUUAUGCGUAUUUAACCACAGGAAUUGUUUUGCACACUUAUUUGUAAUAUGUUAUUUCUUUUAAAUAAAAGUGACUAACUUUGCUG
Molecule: messenger RNA, 2564 nt
Organism: Pseudopodoces humilis (Tibetan ground-tit)
Lineage: Eukaryota; Metazoa; Chordata; Aves; Passeriformes; Paridae
Gene: WDR45B
Product: WD repeat domain 45B
Molecular function (GO): protein binding
Source: RefSeq, a predicted model, not a curated record